AUGGCAGCAAAAGCCGGCCGGCCUCCCAACUACUAUGCCAUCCUCGAGGUCCCAGAAACCGCCUCCACCACCCAGAUCCGCGAUGCCUAUAAACGCGCUGCCUUAAAAACCCACCCCGACCGCAUCCCGGCCGACCACCCUGACCGUCCCGAACGAACCCGCAAAUUCCAGCUCGUCAACGACGCAUAUUACACCCUCUCCGAUCCCACCCGCCGCCGCGAAUACGACGCCCAGCGCAAACUCUUCUCCGGCCCCAGCUCCUCCCGCCCCACGCCCGGCGGCUUCGACCCCUUCGCCGACGCCGAAGAGUCCGCUUCCGACCAGCAACAGCAAGGACAGCAGCCCAACUUCUACUCCUGGGCCUGGAACUUCUUCACCAACCAAAGCCAGGGCGCCAAAAACCAGCACAACCAGGAAGAAUCCCGCCAGCAAGCUGAGAAUGAGCAGUUCGCCGAUGUCUUCGAAGAGAUGCUCCGGGAGGAGGGCAUGGCCGACCCGUCGCACAACAACAGGCCGACGGGCAAGUUUUGGGGCACGCUGGGCGGUAUCAGUGGUGGCGCGCUAGGGUUUAUUAUGGCCAAUGUACCUGGUAUGGUUGCUGGUGCUGUGGCUGGCAACAGGCUCGGCGCGGUGAGGGAUGCCAAGGGGAAGAGUGUGUAUGCGGUCUUUCAGGAACUGCCACAGGCGGAUCGGGCAAGGCUUCUUAGUCAGUUAGCCGCGAAGGUGUUGAGCCAUACGGUGGGGAUUUGA
Messenger RNA from Podospora anserina S mat+, 750 nucleotides. RefSeq lists its product as uncharacterized. Lineage: Eukaryota; Fungi; Ascomycota; Sordariomycetes; Sordariales; Podosporaceae. The transcript is spliced from 4 exons. Bases 1 to 750 code for a protein of 249 amino acids. The record is from RefSeq and is a predicted model, not a curated record.